CAGUUAGAGGGGACAGAGGAAGGGUUCUUACUGGUUUAGUUAGAGGGAACAGAGAGAGGUAGGGAUAGGGAGGGGAUUUGGGGGAAGCUUCAUUCUCCCUCAGUUUGUGUCCUUCAGGGCACAUGUAGGCUUGUUUCAGUUCUCUGGUGUUUUGCCUAGCUUGGCUGUAGUGUUGAGGCCUCCUCUGCUCUAUUUGAGAGCUUCAUACAUCUCAGUGCUGGAAGGAUUUCCCUUACACUCAGGCUAAAUGUUGCCCUUCAGCACACACAUUGCAGGAAAGGCAGACUGUCCAUACUUUGCUAAGGCAGAACUUCUGGCUGACUAUCUGCAGAUUAAUUUACCUAACUUCAAGAUACACAAGAUUACUCAGCAUCCUGACAAGUGGAAGCAGUGGCUUCAUGAUAUCUGUGAAAAAAAUGGAUGGAAACACAAACACUCACCAAUUGUGUGGCGGGAAUUAUUGGACCGUGGAGGGAAGGGCCUGCUUCUGGGAGGAUUUAACGAUUUUAUGGAGCAUGCCCAGCAUUACUAUGGCAUCACCUCGGACAUGCUGAGUGAGCAGAUGCUGAGAAUUGGGGCGGAGAAUUUGAAUACUCACAUAGAAAUUGAGAAAGAGGAGGAAUAUCUGAAAAGUCUUAUCAACCCCUUGCAGGUUUGGAUAAGUAGUGCGUCAGCUCCUGCCUGCUACAACCUGAUUCCAUUAUUGGCUAGUGGAGAAGUGUUUGGGAUGGCCACAGAGAUCAGCAUCCAUCUGCUGGACAGUAACCACUACAAGGAAAUUCUGCAGGGUAUUGUAAUGGAGGCUCAGGACUUAGCAUUCCCCCUCCUUCGCAGUGUCUCAGUGCACACUGAAUUAGAUGAUGCCUUUCUUCAGGCUGAUGUUGUCAUUUUGCUUGAUGAUAUCCUCUUACAACAUGAGAUCCCGUCACUUGAGGACUGUAUCAGACAGGUCACUGAACAAUGUAAAGUGUAUGGUUCCCUGAUGGACAAGAAUGCCAACAGCACAGUCAAAGUUAUUGUGUCAGGAAAAACUUUUGUGAACCUUAGGGCAUUAAUGAUUAUGACAUUUGCCCUGUCCAUUGACCCCCAGAAUAUUAUCGCCAUGGCAAUGUUCUUGGAAAGUGCAGCAAAAGCCAUGCUGGCCAGGAAACUGAAUAUGCAUUCAGCAGGAAUCAAAGAUGUGAUUGUUUGGGGUAAUAUCAGUGGCAGGAGCUAUAUUGAUCUGUCUAAAGCAAAAGUUUACAGAUAUGACAGUGCUAUCUGGGGUCCACCUAGCUUUUCACGUCAUUUGCUGGACAUGAUCUAUGAUGGCAACUGGGUGCGUUCAGAAUUUGCAUCUGUACUGAGUUUACUGAGUUCCCGGGAACAUCACUGUCUAGGCAUUUCACCUGCUCAUGUAAUAGCCACUGUGCUGAGAUACUGGUACCAAGACUCUCCUCCCGGGGAGAUUGUAUCAAUGGGAAUACUCAGUGAAGGGCAGUUUUGCACCCCUGAGGGGAUUUUCUUCUCCAUGCCUGUGAGGUUCCAGGAUGGUGGUUGGGAGGUCAUUACAGAAACAGAAAUUAAUGAAGAAACUCAGGAAACUCUGAAGUAUUUAACCCAUGAUCUGAUACAGGAAAAAAAAGUUGCACUAGGGGAAAUAUCGGAAAUGUGUCCAUAUAAAGAAACUGCAUUCAUUGACUUUGAUAUGCUAGCGCUUCUUGAAGAGGAAAAUGCACCUCCAGACGACUUGGAAACCUUAUCCAGUGGCUUACUUCAGCCAAAGGCCCCAGAAGGAGAAAAAGUCCAAACAACUGCAGAUGAAACUGAAGCUCCACCCAAUGGGUUACUUCAGUCAGAGAUACUGGAAGAAGAAAAAGUUCAAGUACCCAUAGAUGAUGCUGAAACUUCAUCCGAGGGCUUAAAUCAAUCAGAGACCAGUCUGAGUAUGGCAGAAAACAAAAACCCUUAAAUUAUUUCUGAUCAAGUAAACUACAACAAGGGAUAUAGUGCUUGCAUCCUAUUUUGUAUUCUGAAAGUGACUUAUUCAUGGCUUUGAAUCUUCACAGGUUUUCUUUUGUGGGAGUUACAAAAGAAUGUACAGGGAACUAACACUAUUUAAAACACUCACAUUCCACAUUAAUUGUCUCUAUAGAGCUGAAAAGUUACACACAAAUUGAGUAAAUUAAAAUGUUACAAUGGUGAUGGUUUGUUGUUUUUUGGAGGGCGUUUGUGUAUAUAUGUGUUUAAGAUUUGUGUUAGAGAAGUUAAGAUACCAUAGUAAAGAAAAGCACCUUAGCU
Molecule: messenger RNA, 2280 nt
Organism: Pelodiscus sinensis (Chinese soft-shelled turtle)
Lineage: Eukaryota; Metazoa; Chordata; Testudines; Trionychidae
Source: RefSeq, a predicted model, not a curated record